AUCAUCUGGUCAUCUUCCUGAAAUGGCUCUCGCCGGGAAGCGAAUCGGCCGUGCCGCCAGCGUGGCUUGCCGGCGCCUGGUGGGACGGCAAGUGCUCAUUCCUGGUCGCAUCUCGCGCUCCGCUCAAAUUACAACCGUAUGUAAAGUGCACAAGGUUUGCGUACUGCCUGGCGAUGGUAUCGGCCCGGAGAUUAUGGAGGUGGCUACCAAGGCACUCACCAUGGCCGGCGCUAAGGAGGGCGAGGACUUUGAAUACAAGUACUGCCUAAUCGGUGGCGCCGCAAUUGAUGCAACUGGCAAACCACUUCCGGAUGAGACUCUGGCUACGGCGAAGGAGAGCGACGCCGUGCUGCUUGCGGCAAUCGGCGGCUACAAGUGGGACACGCUUCCCAGCGCCCAGCGGCCGGAGCGGGGCCUGCUGGCAAUCCGUGCGGGUCUGAACGCCUUUGCUAACCUUCGUCCCGCCAUCGUGCCUCGUCAGCUCGCGGAUUCUUCUCCGCUGAAGCGCGAGCUGGUGGAGGGAGUGGACAUCCUCAUUGUGCGUGAGCUGGUGGGGGGCAUCUACUUUGGCCAGCCUCGCGGCUUCGGCGUCAACGAGAAGGGCGAGCGCAUCGGCUUCAAUACGGACGUGUACAGUGAGCCUGAGGUGGAGCGCAUUGCCCGCGUGGCCUUCGAGGCGGCUCGCAAGCGCAGCAAGCGGUUGUGUAGCGUGGAGAAGAGCAACGUGCUGGAGGUGAGCCAGCUGUGGAAGGAGGUGGUGAUCCGAGUGGGCAAGGACUACCCAGAUGUGGAGCUGAGCCACAUGUACAUCGACAAUGCUGCCAUGCAGCUACUGCGCAACCCCAAGUACUUUGACGUCAUUGUUACAGGCAACAUCUUCGGGGACAUUCUGUCGGACGAGGCGUCCAUGCUGGCGGGCUCGCUAGGCCUGCUGCCCUCCGCCUCCAUCAGCGGCAGCGGCCCCGGCAUCUAUGAGCCCGUGCACGGCAGCGCGCCAGAUAUUGCCGGCAAGGACGUGGCCAACCCGCUGGCCAUGGUGCUGUCUGCAGCCAUGAUGUGCAGGUACGACCUGUCCAUCCCCAAGGUGGCUGACCGCCUGGAGGCCGCGGUGAAUGCAGUGUUGGACGCCGGACUGCGCACCGGAGAUAUCUACAAGGAGGGACCGGAUACCCGGCUGGUCAAGUGCAGCGAGAUGGGCUCCGAGCUGAUGAAGCACCUCUGAGCGCGUUCGGCGGAGCCUCCUAACGGGACCUUACGGGACUGCCUAGCUCCACGUCUGUUGGGCUGGCAAGUGCGGAGACGACGAACCCAAGUCGCCGAUGUCUGUCGGGGCAUCUAGAGACGAGCGUAGGUCAGGUGGUCGCCUUCCUUUGCGUGCACAGCAAACGGGCUGUGUGGCGAGCACAGCGCGUGUAUGCCCAGGCACCAGGAGGUUUCGUGUGCGGCCACGGCAGCGUUUGGUUGUGGUAUUGUUCGGUUAGAUUAAGACCCUCCGUACAACGUUUUCCUGAAAUGUGGAUGGCGUGCUCGCGGGCGACUGCAGGCGGAAAGGCGGCUUGGCAUGUCUUUGUUUACAGACGUUUUAUACUUGCACGUAAUGACCUCUUUGACCUUGCCGUGCUGGAAUGGGAAUAUGGACAUGUUUGCCAAUCGGACAAUGUAUUGAAAGGUGUCGAGACAUAUAAUUGGAUAUUUCGGACGCACGUUGCAAACGUCGAAGACUUUUUGGCGGUAUGAGGAAAGGCUGACCACACGUGCUUGCUGUGCUAAUCUCAUUACUCGGCACGUGGGGUCGCGCGGACGUUGUGUUUCGGACGGGUUGGGGGACGCCACCAGAAUUUCAACAUCGGCGCUGUCACUUGUGACACUUCUUUCGGCUUGUGCAAUCCAUGGUGAUAUGGACACCCUAUACACAUAUUGGCCCGCAACGGCGACAUUAAGUACGGCACCGUCG
Molecule: messenger RNA, 1954 nt
Organism: Volvox carteri f. nagariensis
Lineage: Eukaryota; Viridiplantae; Chlorophyta; Chlorophyceae; Chlamydomonadales; Volvocaceae
Product: 3-Isopropylmalate dehydrogenase
Exons: 8
Coding region: 23-1222 (399 amino acids)
Biological process (GO): L-leucine biosynthetic process
Cellular component (GO): cytosol
Molecular function (GO): 3-isopropylmalate dehydrogenase activity; NAD binding; magnesium ion binding
Source: RefSeq, a predicted model, not a curated record